Chara braunii is the source of this 3919-nucleotide messenger RNA. Lineage: Eukaryota; Viridiplantae; Streptophyta; Charophyceae; Charales; Characeae. The record is from the annotation of a GenBank genome assembly.
CUGAAGGUUGUAUCUGAGGUGUUGAAUAACUAAUAAUAGAGUGGGUAGCUGAACCUAGAGAUGGAACGACUAGAUAUGACUUGGAACAAGUCCCUUGAAACUUAACAAAGCUGCCUGAUGGGCUAUCUUUUUUAUUUUUACCUGGUUGGUUAGCACAAGGAUAUAAAGAUGCCGGACGCAGAUGGAAUCGAGCGAGGCCCGGCUGCUACGCCGGAAGACUUCGUCAAAGCCAUUGAGAAAAGGGAGUUGCCACGGCUGCAAGUGUCGAAGGUUGGCAUGUUCUGGUUUGAAGGGGAAAGGGUGUCUAAAUGGCUAGAGUUGUUGGAACAGGUUACAGGCGAGGCAUCGGAUGAAGACAAGUUCAAGUUACUACCCAGACAUAUCUGGUGGGAAAUCCGGCCCGAGAUAAUGAAGGUGGCUGCUGGAGCAGGGGGAGAUUGGGCCAAGUUCAAAGGGGAGAUGCAAAGGCGUUUCAAGCUGGGGGAUGGUCUGCUAACAAAGGCAGACCUAGAAAUGUUGCAGCGCGAUGAGUUUACUACCGUGGGGGCUUUCGCAACAACAUUUGAAAAGAUGGCGCGAAAGGUUCCAGGGAUGGCAGAGGAAAAGCAGUGUGCAACCUUCCUGGGGCACUUCACAAAUUGGGAGGCAUCUGCGCUGACCAAGAAGGGUGUGUCGGGGAAGAAGUUAACUUGGGAUGCCAUAAAAGAAAGCGUGAUAGACGGGGAGUUGGACCAGGUUGACAUCUUCCAGAUGCGGCAAGCCAGGAAGAAAAGAAAGGCUUUGGAUGCCACGACGAGCGACGGGCGAGACUUCAAGAAGAUGGUAGAGGAUGCGGUAGCCCAACUCGAUGCGGCGAAGGAGGCAAAGGCAACGAGAAAGGCUAUGGCGGCACCACAGGCCCAAGGAAAAGCUAAAAAGGCGUUGGUGCAAGAGGAGAAAGAAGAAGAGGAAGAGGAGCCUGAACCUCUAAAGCUAACAAAAGCUCAGAGGAAGGCAAAAAAUCUGACUCAAGGGGGGCAAGGCUCAGGAAAGGGUCAGGUCCCGCAAGCAACAGCGCUACCACCCCCUGAGUCGCAUGGAGGAGGAAAUGGGGACUGGAAUGCGUCAGGAAGUCAGGGUAGUCAAGAGGGUGGACGAGGCUUUGGUAGAGGAAGGAUAGACUGGAGGAAUGCCAUUUGCUGGCAUUGUGGGCAGAAAGGACACACCAUCAAAUUCUGCCAUGUCCGCAGGAAUGACGAAGAUGAAGGAUUAAUCAGUACCAAUUAUGAUGGGGAUAUGUAUGACAAAUUUGGAUACUACAUUCACCCAAAGACCCCUGGCGGAACGAGGAAGGAAGCCCUACGACGAGCCGAGGCAGACAUGCCACCCGCUUCUCCGACUAUGUUCCGGAUUUGGCAAGAGAAGGAGGUCCGAUGUGACAUAAGGGUGGAAGAAGUAGGAGAGAACGAGGAGGUGGAGCAGGGAAGGAACGCCGACACCAUCGAAGAAGAGUCGAUCGUAAUAGAGUCUGAUGAUGAGAUAAAGGAAGGUUGUUGGAACGAAUCACGAAAAACAAGGAUAGGGGAAGAUUGUUGGAAGGAGGCCCGACAAACGAUGGAAAAAAUGGUGGACUCAGUAGCUAAAGUCAGGAUAUACCAGCAAAAACUGGCCGAUAUGUGUGAAGAGGUCAAGGAGUGGAGAGGUAAGGAGCCACUGGUGUACCUCUACGAUAUGGGUCCAGGGUCGCAAGGUGGGUCUGGAAAUUUACCAGGCGUUACGAUUUCAGGGUCGACGCCUCGGUCCAGCAUGGCUUAUAGGCCACCCUCCAGAUCGGGGAGGGUACCGCAUGCUGUCAGGACAAGGGCCAAAGGGCCGGUGAGCCCCGAGGAGCCGGCAAAGAAUGUUACCGAGCCUAGUGGGGAGAAAGAGGUUGUAGAUGUUCCAGGGGAAGAGGAGGAUAAGGACGACAGGUUGAGAAAAGAAGAGGACGAGAAGGCUGAGCAAAGGGCCAAAAAGAGAGGCGCCAAACCUGAUACGGACAAGUCCUCAGAAGGAAAGAAAAAGAAGUACGUUGUUCGAGUAGAGGAAGGAUUUGAUGUAGAGGAGAUAAUGGACAGGAUCCUUGAGGGUCAUAAUCAUCUUAUGAACCUAAAGGACGUCCUGGCUUUGGCGCCAAGGCUCAGGGAUGAGCUGAAGGCGCGGUUAUCUAGAAAAAUGGUGGCUAGUGUGCGAUUAGGGACCAUAAUCCCUAAAGAAGCGGAAUGGGCUGAGACUGGAACAAAGAUGGAUUGGAAGUCUGUCGCAUGUGGGUGCCUUGAUGUAGUGAUAAAAGGAAAGACUUGCACGACGAUGGUGGAUACUGGCGCAAAAAUGAACCUCAUAAAGGAGGAGCAUGCUUUGCGCUUAGGGAUGGAGAUAGAUCGCUCCGACAACGGGGUCUUGAUGGGGGCAAAUAGUCAGUCAGUAUUCAUAGGGACCGCAUCGGCAGUGAUCUUGGAAAUUGGGAAAGUGAAAGUAAGGAGUUGCUUUUUCGUAAUGCCUGAUCUUGAUCACCCCAUUCUACUGGGUAGAUCGUUCCUGAGUCGAACAGAGACUGUCAUACUUAACAAGCAUGACGGGACUAUGUUCCUCGUUUUGUACGAUCCGGUGUAUGACAAUUAUGAGGUUGUCACUUGCAAGAAUACAAGACCUAGUAGUGUAAGGAAUCGGCCCAACCCUGGUUCUUUCACAAUUGAAGAAUCAGAAGAGGAAAGAUUGAGGAUUGGAGGCAGUAAGUUUGAAGAAGAAAGAGAGCCAGAAACAUUGACCCUUAGCUUGGCGAGUAUAGGUGAUGCUAUGGACAUAGUGUCGACCUAUGGGAUGGCGGACCCAGAGGCUAUGGAAGCCUUGAGGGAGAAGGUGGUGGAACAAAUGGGAGAAGGAGAAAUGGAAUUGGCGAUGGUGGGGCUGUCAGAUGAGGUAAAGCUCCAGCGAAUUCUGAAGUACGUGCUUCAUGGGCAUCAUCAGGAAGUGGGAAAGGUUGUGGAUGCCGCCAAUGGUAGUUGGGCCAGGUUCAAGGAUGGGAUGCAGAGGAAGUACAGGCCGGGUGAUGGCCUGUUAACCACUGCAGACCUUGAGGCAAUGAACAGGGACGACUUCACCACUGUGGGAGCUUUCGUGCAGGAGUUUAAAAAGAAGGCGAGGAAGGUCCCUGGGAUAUCUGAGGAGGCGCAGUGUGCUAUUUUCCUAGGAUUACUCACUGCGUCGGAAGCAUCAGAGCCGACGAGCCAUGGAGGAGGGAGUGCGAAGCUCACAUGGACCACUAUCGACAAAGGGAUUGAGGAGGGAAGUCUGGACCAAGUGGAGCAGCACCACAUGCGCUUGCAAAGGCGAAAAAGGAAAGAACGAGAUGCGAUCGCUUCAGGGACCCCAGGGGUAAAGAGGAUAGUCACCGACGUGCUUGCGGAGUUGGGAUAUGGAAAAGACGUGGUGAUUCAAAAGAAAGUGGUGACAGCAGUCCAAGGCAAAGGGAAAGUUUCAAUGGUAGAGGAAGACCUCCAAGAGGAGUGGGAAGAAGAAGAGUCGGUGCCUCAACAUCUCUCGAAGGCGUUAUGCAAGCAGCGCAAUUUAGCCCGGGGGGGCAAGGCUCAGGAAAGGGGCAGGCGCCCCAAACAGUGGUAAUCGCACCGCCCAGUGCAUCGGCUCCGUCAAGUAGUGCGGGACCCUCGCAAGCGGCGGUACCACCAUUCGGGCAGUGGCCAUAACCUAUGUAAAACACUUUUGUACCAUGGGGAAGUCCAGCUCCGUCUGGGCAAAUGGUACCAUACGCUGGACCUCAAGCAAGUAUGCCGCCUCCAAGUUAUCCCGCCGCUCAGGCCCAACCCAUGGCACCGCCUCCGUCGCCCGCACCUAGUUCACAAAGAAGUGUGGCUGGUGGAGGUAAUCAAGGUCAGGGUAAUCA